This is a messenger RNA of Penicillium griseofulvum, 975 nucleotides long. RefSeq lists its product as uncharacterized. The record is from RefSeq and is a predicted model, not a curated record. NCBI's taxonomy places the organism in Eukaryota, Fungi, Ascomycota, Eurotiomycetes, Eurotiales, Aspergillaceae. The transcript has a single exon. The coding region runs from base 1 to 975 and encodes 324 amino acids.
AUGCCGGGCCCGACCCGCCUUAUACCGGCGUCUUCGAGAACUCUUCUCCUCACCUUUGACGCGUUCGGCACCCUCUUCCACCCGCGUCUCCCCGUCCCCGAGCAAUAUGCCGCGGUCGCGCACCAAUUCGGAUUAUCGCGAACUACCAUCACCCCGGACAAACUCGAAAGCGCAUUCCGAGACACUUUUCGUGCGCAGAUGCGUCAAUACCCGAACUACGGUCGCGCGGAUGUUCUCCGAGGCCAAUACGGGGGACCGAGGCAGUGGUGGGAGGAGGUGAUUAGGGGGAGCUUCGGGCGUGUUUUGUCUGCAGAGAGUGGAGAGACGCGUUCUGAACACCCCAAAGAUAAUGUCCCCGACAGUAUGGUGGAAGUCUUACUAGAUCGAUUCGCUAGUUCCGAGGGGUACGCGCUCUAUGACGAUGUACUACCUUUCUUCCGCCGAAUGCGCAAACUGAAGUCCGCACAUAAGUGGUCCUUUGAUAGGAUCAUUGUAGGAGUGGUGUCUAACUCGGAUGACCGCGUCCCCGCUGUGCUAAAGUCAUUGGGAUUGACAGUUGGUGAUAUGCGCGCCGACCAAGAUCAAUCGAGUAUGGAUCUUCCCGGGUUUGAGGUACGAAGUAUCAAAAAAGAUGAUGCCGGGAAACAAGGCAAAGAUCAAAAAGACCGCAAUUUGGAUCUCGAUAUUGACAUGGUCAUUACGAGUUAUGAGGCUGGCCAAGAGAAACCUCAUCGCUUGAUCUUCGACGUGGCGAGACGGCAGGCUCUUAAGGUUUCCCGUCCGUGGUUGACUAGCAAAACCAGAUUCAGAUCUGUGCAUGUGGGUGAUGAUUUUAAAAAGGAUUACCAGGCUGCAAGGGAUGCAGGCUGGGAGAGCUACUUGCUUGCUCGAGAUCAUUCUGCUGUUCAUGACGAUGGAGUGAAGGAAUUCCCAGACCUUCUUAAGCUGGCAGACAAAUUGGACAUUUUCCCAUAA